AUGGCUGCCCAUUCGGGAGGUACCGAUUGGGCUGCAAUUUUAAAACCGUUUGUUUCAUCGUCAAGUGAAAGUAUAGGCAAAAAUGAUAUGACCAAUUUGGUCAAAGCCAUCAUCCAAAAUGAAAAUGAAAUCCUCGAACAUGAUCCGGCUAGCAAGCAGUUUUUCGACAACUUUGUCGUGCUGGCAGCUGAAAAUAUCGCUAACCAGGUCACAUCGCUGUCACAAACAAAACUUCCCCAGUACACCGAAGCUUCAUCCGUAUUGAUCCGUUACGUAAUUCAACACCUGGAUUCGACGGCACCAUGCAAGCCCAGCAUUCUGCUGAUGGCGCUGAAGAUCCUUUGCGAAGGGAAAAAGACCGACGAAAACCAACCGGCAACCGGUGGUGGCGGUGCGGUCUCGUCCAUCAUAUCGGUGUCCGGUAUGAAGUACUUAAAGUAUCCUGAAAUCCCGACCAACAAACCCUCGUCGGUUAGUAGCGCAAGCGGCAGCAGUGGCAGCUCGGGUUCCGGCACUUCCGACAAGGACAGCCCCAAGGUGGAGAUGAAGCGGUCUCGUUCGGAUCUGUCGACAGUGAUCCUACAGCAGCUGACUACACCGUUGGGCAACGGAGUGUUCACUUUCUCGGCCCUCAGUGAAGAGCAAAUCGAUUGCACGGAACUAUUCAUCAAACACAAUUUGCAUUGCAUGAAAACGAUCAACGCCGGCAAUUCGCUGCUGAACUGGUGCACCAGCGCUCUCACCACGCUGGCCAAGUAUCGGAUCAAGUACGAGGAGUGCACCAUGCUUGGCCGUCCGCUGUACCUUCCGGUCACUAGCACCGAAGCCAACUCCGUCAAGUCCAUGUUUACCUUCAUGGAAUCGGACAUCUCUAACCUGCUGCUGGCCAUAUCGCUGCCGCUGGUCGAGCCACUGACACCGAAAAAAAUCACGCUACUCUCGCAGUGCGGCAUUUCGGCGCUCUACUGCGGUGUGCUGACGUCGACUGCAGCAAGCGUGCUCACCAUGGCAACGGCGGGCUCGCAAAAGUCGGCCUCCUCGGGACAGCUGCAACAGACGCAGGGACAAUCCGGUGGUGGUGGUGGCGGCAGCAGCGCCCAGUCGCAGAAGGAGGCCGAGGAGGAAGAAGACUUUGCCCGGGGCAUCGUGGACAAGGGAUUGGAAAUUUUCACCAAAAUCGGAGCCAUCUUGAAGUCUUCGACGCGCACGCACAUCUACCAGAACCACCUGUGCAUCGGCGCCUGGUUGCUGAUUUCCGGUAUCCAGGGAACGAUGGGUGCGUCGGGCAACACGAGCGGCCUGCAGCAGAUCGUGCCGGUAACGGCCAAAACUUCCGAAGAGAGCCUUAAAGGGCGCAGUCCGCUGAAAACGCUCGAUGUGCCGCAGGUAGCGUCGGCUCAACCGUCACCGGCGCUGCGGGUGAAUCUGUUCAAGGUGCAGCAAGGUUUCGGCGUGCUGAACGCGGCCAUCGCUCGCCACAGCAUUACGCUGCUGACGGAGCUGAUCGAUGACCUGAAGAUUGAUUCGCGCACGGACGAGGAAGAGUACAGCAGCAUCGAGUCGGCCGGCUUCGACAUCCUCGGACAGUACACCUCGAUCCAGCGCGUCGUCCGGGUGUUGAACAGUGCCACGCUGCAGCAACUGCUGACAUUCCUGGCCACCGUGUCGUAUCGUAAGGCGUGCACGCUUCGCCGAAUCAACACCAAAAGCACCAACGAGGGCGAACCGAUGAGCUACAGCGACUCGACGACGUACUUUAACGAUACGUUCUCGUGUUCGGAGGAAAGCGAACCGGAGGAAGAGGACAGCGACAGCUAUCUGGGGCUCUGGUUCAAGGAAACGCUUUCCCCCGAAGCCAACGAAGAGAUGACCGAGUCGCAGGAGCAGGAAAACAAGGAUGAAAAGGGGCGCCACGGCAGCAAUCUCGUGCCGGCCAAGGACGAACCGCACGAGUAUCUGUAUCUGGCGUCGCUGAUUUUCAACUUCUUCGACAACUCGCUGGGCGGGAACCACGUGUAUCUGAACCGGUACGUAAAGACGGGACUGAGCGAACAGCAGAUGGUGCUGAUGGCGAACAUCCUGCGCGAACUGGACCGUGACUCGACGCGCGGCGAGCAGGACAACUCGGGCUGCCUGCAGUGGCAGAACGCGAUGGUCAAAUUUUCCGGCUCCGUCGGCAAGUAUCUGCACAAUUUGAUUUCGAACUCGUUGCUGAACGAAUCGCUGCAAUCGGCUCUGCUGCUGCACCUGGGCGUUUCGCCGUGGACGCAGGACUCGAACGUGUGGCCCCUGCAGGUGUAUCCGCGCACGCUGGCCGUGCUCGUUCAGAUUCUGCUGCUGAAGCCCUCGCAAGAGAAGGAAGCGGCCUGCCUGUCGGUGUGGCACCGGCUGGUCAACACGCUCGUGGAGGGCAUCUGCACAACACCGGCCAUACCGAACGAGUCGGAAGUGGAGGACCUCAACGUGGAGCACGCACAGCUGCUGCUGUUUCUGUUCCACUCGCUCAAUCUGAUGCAGAAAAAGUCCAUCCUGCUGCUGACCGCGGGCGGCGUGAUUCGCUGCUCGGAGGUGUGCCGAAGCGUGACGCCGGAGAAGCCGUUGCGCGAUCACCAGAUCAUGCUGCUGUCCCGACUGUUGCUCUUUCUCGAGUAUCUCAUGAAGCACCUGUACAAUCCGCCGAAUGUGCUGCUCGAGCAGGUUCGCUGGAACCUGUUCAGUGUGUUUUCGCUCGACGGCGAGCAGAAGUUGGCCGAUCUGGUUAACUACAAAACCAAGCUGAUGUCAUUUUGCCGCAAGGAUAUCGAAGACAAGCACCGCAAGCUCGCGAACGAGUUCAUCGUUGGCGGCGUGAAACCCAAGUUCUACUCGCUCACCACGGUCGACGCCAAGGUGCAGCAGGAAUUCAAGCUGGACGGGUUGGCGUGGAACUUUAUCCUGUGCACGCCCGACAAGCUCAAGUAUCCGUGGCUGAUCGAUGCCCUGAUCGACAUCCUGGGCAUUGCGGACAUGUGCUUGGCGCGGAUCCCCUUCCAAACGCUGUGCGCCGUGCACUACUGUUUCAGUCUCUGCUGGAAGCUGCUGCUCGGGUUGCCCCCCUCGACGCAGCACGUCGAAGCGCUGAUGCAGGAGAGAACGCCCAAUCUGCACUCGUUGCUGUGGUCGAUCCGCUGUCUGCAUCCGAUCACCCAUUCGCACUACCUAAUCGUCAACAGUUUGGUGAAACAGGGCAUGUACACCCAAUCGGCCGAAGCCAUGUGGAAUCGACUCACGGAUCAUGUGUCCGAUGUGAAGUACAGCCUCAAGAUGACCGUGCUCGGACUGGAGAGCUUCGCGAAGAACUUUUCCGCCGACCAGCCGCGCCUCUCGCAGAUCAUUCUGCUUGACAGCCUGGUGUCGCAUCUGUACGCGAUCUGCUGGGCCGAGAAGGAAGGUGUGAACGUGAAAACGAGCAAAUCGACCGGCAGCGCAUCGUCCGCCGCAGGUGGCGCCGCAGGGUCCUCCAGCACUGCCUCGUCUUCGACCACAUCGAUUGGAGGGCAGGCAGCCGGAUCCAGCGAUCCGAUUGGAUCGUCCACCCAAACCGGUCAACCGUCGUUGGGUGAGAGUUGGUCACCUAUUGCAGCGGUCGCGGCCGAAGUGUUUCGGGCUGACUUGACCAAGGUGCUGAUGAACGCGCUGCUGGACGUGUUGGAGAUACUGCGCGUAGCAACAUAUGCAACGAUGUCCCAGAAUCUGAGCGGCCAGAUACCAGCCUGUUUGAUGGAGCCAUUGAUCGCGAUCGCUGGGUCCAAACAUUCGUUCUGCCCGGAGCUGGCCCAGCAACUGGUCGGGUGCAUCACGGGGCACGAUAAGGACGUCAUCACGGUCGAGUGGCGCAAGAGUCUGUCGGGCGUCAGCGAGGAUAACUUCACCAGCGGUUCGUUCCCGGUGGAGGUGCACACCCUGACGAUCGUCGAGGCGCACCUCACCGAGACCUCGAAGCAUCUGUCGUACUCGAUUCUGCUGUCGCUGAAGCACGCCUUCAAGUCGGCGAUCGAUCUGGUGUACUACAUGCUGCCAAACUACGACGACAACAAGCUGGACGAGCGCCUAAAGGAGCUCCUCAUACCGAUGGUGUUCGAUCUGCGGGCCGAGUAUUUGCACGAAUCCAUCAACCGCUGCCUCGAGUCGCUGCUCGGGGGUGACAGUAACAGCGAGGCGUACCAGCUGGCCGCGUUUUCGAACAUCCUGCGCCACAGUUACCAAUUUCUGAUCCAGUACACGGACCUGUGCGCCACGCGGCGGGCCACCAACAUCGACGAGUCGGUGCUGUGCAGCGUCCUCCGGUACUGGGAGACGCUGCUGGACACACCGAACGGCUUGCGGGCGAUGCGGGACUUUUUCUACGAAACCAAGGAUGGCGACCUGGUGCAGGUGCUGCUGUCCUUCACCGGGACCAGCAUUUCGCAGGCGUACUCGACGCACGUGCUGCAGUUCUUCGAGAAACUGUUCCAGGCCGCCGAAAAGCUGGAUGCCCCGUUCGACGAGGAAGAGUUGUGCAUCUGCAUUGCCGAGCUGGCCGUCACGGAGGGGUCGCGGCUGAAGAGCUGGCUCAGCCACAUUCUGCUCGGACCGGGCGGCAUCAGUCUGACGGCGAACGCGUCCAACAACUCGAGCAACGUUCCGACACCGACGAACAUGGCCACCGUGUCGGCAAUGGCCAGCAUAACGGAUCAGUUGGCAGCCGGAGGAGCGACAUCGGCCACGGCCGGUGGUAGCGGCCGGCCAGGAGGAACCUCGGAGACUGGGGCGGAAGGUGCGGCCCCGUCGAGCACCAUCGAUCCGGCGGCCGCCGAGCAGCAGCAGCAACAAGAUGCGAUGGACAUCGAUUACGAGUGCAUGACGAAGGGAGGGAGUGGCGGCUGGCAAGGUGCGGGCACCAGCAGUGGUGGCGGGGCCGUGGUGGACUGUGGCGAAAAGCCGCCGACGGACGAUGCAUCCGGCGAGGCUCUGGAGCGCAACGGAAUGUUGCUGCAAUCGUUGGUGAAGUACAUUGUGGCCGAGAACCGCAUCACGGCGUCCGUGUCCGAGGCGCUCUUUCAGGCACUCAUCCAGAUCGGGCACAAUCUGCUGGCCCCGAGCCAGGAAGCGAUCGUGUUUUCCGAUCUUCUGCUCGUGAUGAUCACGCUGGCCGAUGCGGGGAAGGGCCGCGGUCAUGCACUGUUGUUCGCGGCGGCCAUCGAGUGGUUGGACGUGUGCCGUGCCCAGGUGUUGGAAGGGGCCGGCAAGAGCGGUGCGGCUCCGGGCACGGGCUGGAAGGCGGCCAUUCAGUUUAACAACGUGACCGCCAUAUUGAUCUACAUGAACGAUCUGCUGCUGGGGCUUGGCGCGAAGGGAACGCGCAGCCUGGCGUUGACCUGGGACGAAGAUGGGUCGCCGCUCGACGCCGACGACCUGCUGGACGAGCUGGGGGGCGAAGAGGAGGACAGCACGCUGGAGGACUCGGACGAGGACAGCCUAGGCAACAAGCUGUGCACGUUCUCGAUCACGCAGAAGGACUUUAUGAACCAGCACUGGUACUACUGCCACACGUGCAAGAUGGUGGACGGUGUCGGUGUUUGUUCGGUGUGUGCCCGGGUUUGCCACAAGAACCACGACAUCAGCUACGCCAAGUACGGGAACUUUUUCUGCGACUGCGGUGCGAAGGAAGACGGCUCCUGCCAGGCGCUGAGUCGACGAAGCAACUCGUCCGGUGUCCACGGGGGCGAUGACUCGAUCCUCGGCUCCGGAUCGGCGGCAGCGCUGUUACCGCGGACAACCGACAGUGCGGACAGUGUGCUACUCACCGCUUCCGGUGCCCUCCGGCGGCUCCGGCGUCCUUCGAGCCCGGCGCACGAGGCGGGCGCCCCGGGAAGUAGCCGUGCGGUCGCCAGCUUCGCUUCGUCCGCCGCCGAGAAGGAACAGAAUCUGGCCAAGAUCAUUGAAUCGUCGCGCGAAGCGCUCAACAACCCGGCCCAAUGGAAGACGGUGGUGCAGUGCAUUCUGGCGUUCUUCAGCUCGCUCAUGCCCACGAUCAAGGAGCACUGUGCCCGCUACUCGCCGGUCGGCUGUCACUGGCGUGCGCGUAACGCGCUCGAGCGCCUCCAUCAGCCGGAAAAGUCGUACGUGCUGAGCGACGAGAUCAUGAUCGCAACGCUCGGCUCGCAGGAGGGCGCCUUCGAGAACGUGCGCAUGAACUACUCGGGCGAGCAGGGCCAAACGAUCAAGCAGCUCCUGUCGACGAACCUGGUGCGCCGGGUUGCCCUCUGCUGCCUUGCGUCACCCCACGGCAAGCGCCAACAGUUGGCGAUCUCGCACGAGAAGGGUAAGGUCACGAUCCUGCAGCUAUCGGCGCUGCUCAAGCAGGCCGACGCGGCCAAGCGCAAGCUUACGCUGACGCGCCUCGCAUCGGCGCCCGUCCCCUGCACGGUGCUGUCGCUCGCUUCGAACCCGGCCAACGAGGACUUUCUGGCCGUGUGCGGGCUCAAGGAGUGCCACAUACUGACGUUCACCAGCUCGGGCACGGCGAACGAUCACAUCGUGCUGACGCCGCAGCUCGAAACGGGCAACUUCAUCAAGCGCGCCAUUUGGCUGCCCGCGUCCCAGACCAAGCUGGCGCUCGUAACGGCCGAUUUCGUGAAGAUCUACGACCUGGCCGACGACAGCUACAGCCCGCAGUACUACUUCCUGGUGCCGAGCGGCAAGAUACGCGAUUGUACGUUCGUGUACGAUCAGGAUGGCACGUACUAUAUGCUGAUCAUGUCCUCACUCGGCUACAUCUACACGCAGCCGCUGAGCGACGAAAGUCUGGCCAAGCACGGCCCGUUCUACGUGACCAGCACGCUCGAGCUGGACCACCCGCUGAUCUCGGACGACAAUGGGCAGAUUCUGGCCGGCGGUGUGUCCAUCUACUACUCGCACGUGCUGCAGCUGCUGUUCUUCAGCUACGCGGCCGGCCGCAACUUUAUGGCGCCGCUCACGAACGUCAACGAGGGCGUCAAGUGUGUGAUCAAUCUGGUGUGCAAUCCGAGCUCGAAGCUGUUCUCGAAGGCGACCACCCAGCCGCUCUGCCAGUGGACGGAAAUCGCCGGCCACCCAGGGCUGGUGUGCGCGAUGAUGCAGAGCCUCAACAAUCCGGUCAUCUUCAUGAUCAAACCAGACGGCUACAUGGCGCAGGAAAUUAAGGCCCAGAAUGCCAAGGCCAAGAUCAUGGACAUGGUCGCCAUUCGGCACAGUGUGUCGGGCGUGGAGAAGACCACACUGAUUCUGCUGUGCGAGGACGGCAGCUUGCGUAUUUAUGCGGCCCACCCCGAGAACACGGGCUAUUGGUUGUCGCCCGAGGUGCAACCGAUCGGGCACACCCUGCAAUCGUUCGGCGGUGGCAGCGGUUCGGUGACGGCCGCGAAGCAACCUUCACGGUCGCGAUCGCGAAAAUCCACAAAAGCACCGGCGGCGGCCAGUGGUAGCAGUGCGACCGGUGGUGGCACCGGUGCCGCUGCCGGCGCUGCGUCCGCAAAUCGGACCGUAUCCGGUCCGGCUGGCGUACCGGCCGCGCCCGUGUUCCCGAUUGAUUUCUUCGAACAUUGCACCCUCAUGAACGACGUCGAGUACGGUGGGAACGAUCUGUUGCAGAUCUACAACACGCAGCACCUGAAGCAUCGCCUAAACUCAACCGGCCUGUACGUGACUUCGACCAAGGCGAACGGAUUCACGCUCGAUGUGAUGAACAAUGAUCAGAACAUGGUCAUCACGGGAGUUCGCAUUCAAAUCGGCUCCCAGGAUGUAACGAAGGCACCGCAGAGGGUUACGAUCCUCGGCCGAGCCGUGCCUACCGUGGCCACGCGGGCCCGCUGGUUCGAUUUGCCGCUAACGCGCGAAGAGAGCCUGCAGAGUGACAAGAAGCUGUGCAUUCAUCUGGGUCCGUCGGCCGACGCGGAGCACAUCACCAUCCUGGACAGUAUCAAGAUCUACGGCAAGACGAAGGAUGUGUUCGGUUGGCCGGAAGAGGCGGAGGAUGCGUCCAGUGGUACAGGGCUGAAUAACGGCGCGGCGGCUGUGGCGGCUGCGGUCGUCGGUACAUCCGCGCCCGGCAACAAUGGUGAACCGGCGACCGGUGUUGGCGGACUGUACAUGACGUCGCUCGACCGGAUGCUGUCGGGAAUGUUGCACGUGCUAGAGAGUGGGCUCUCGCUGCUCGGUGGACCGGUCGCCGAAGAAUCCGCCCGCCAGUCGGCGAUCGAUGUCGCGACCACACUGAUCCUGUACCCGACCGUCAACGUGCUGCAGCACGAUGCCCGCAACGUGCUGAUGACGUGCCACACGAGCAAAGUGGCGUACCACGCGUACAAGGAUCGCGAAAUUCUGAACUACAUCCACGAGCAGCUGAAGCAAAUGAUCGAAACGGUCGACAAUGGUGACGUCGAUCCGGAGGCGUACUAUCGGGCGGUGCUGAUGAUGCGCAGCAUCGCCAUCCAGCGGCCACACGCGAUGGCCAAGAUCUGUGCCGAGCACCGACUCCACAUAUUGUCACGGCUGGUGGUGCUCAUGAAGGAACUGUACCUCAUAACGCCCGCCUUCGAGGAACCGGUGGCGAUCGUCAAGCGAGGUCUGUGCCACGUAGAGGCGGUCAUUUACUCGCUGGUGGAGAUCGUGUACGCGUUUGCCCUGGCCGACCCCGAGCUCGUCGAGCGGAUGACCAAGUUCUUCGUAAGCCUGCUGCUCGAUCCGGCCCCCAUCAUCAGCCACAGCGCGAAACAGGCCAUGAUCCGGUUGCUGCGACCGAAGAUCAAGCGCCGCAAGGUGUUGAUCGAAAGUCCGCCCGUUUGCUCCACGCCGACCCCGUCGGCCAGUGCCAGUGGAGCCGGGGGACCAUCUUCGGCAGCGCCCGCGGCGGCGGUGGCUGCAGCUGCAGCAGCAGCAGGAGGUUCUUCUCGCGAACCCGUCGCCGGGCCAUCGUCGGGCAGCGGAUCGUCAGCGGUGGUAAAUGAAGAUUUUGGCGGUGGUGCCGCCGCCGCCGCCGCCGUGGGAGGAAUGGCGGUUGAGGUGGACGCUAUCGAAUCACUCGGUCUCGAACCGACCGCCGGAAACCAGGCGCUAGCCUCGCUCGAGGCACUGCUGGGCGUAGGGUUCCCACACCUGUUGGAAGCGUCCGAUACGGACGAUGACACGAUCAUGGAGAUCGCGAUCGCGCUCAGCCUGCAGGACAACGAGGUCGAUCUGCCGACGCUACAGCAAAGCAUCGCCGCGUACCAGGGUCGCAACAGCAACCGCAACAGUGGCUCCGUGGCGGGUGGCCAGAGUCUCGCGGCGGCCAUCGCCGGUGGUUCGUCGUUCAACGUCGAUUCGAACGCGUCCGGCGGUGGAUCGGAUGAUGACGAGCUAUCGAACGUGGCCACGGAAGGAUCGACGCUCCGCACAUCGCCGGCCGGUGAACACGCCGGAAGUGGUAGCGGAGGCUCGGAGAGUGGCUGCAGUGGAGUGGAAAGCAUCGGUGGCACUUCCGGUCGCAGCUCGACGUACGAAGAGCAACCGAAUCCGUCACCACCGCGCACUUCGGUGGUCGAUCCGCUUGCGGCGACCUCAUCCCAACCAUCGACCUCGUCGAAUGUGGCCUCGGCGGCCACCGCCGCCGCUGCCGCCGGCCCUUCUGCGGCUGCUCCGUCAACCGCCCCGGGCGUCGAGCAGGAGCCGGCUUCAUCCGAUGCCGCCAAUGAAAACGCCACGAAACUGCACGUGCUGCGCUACUCGAUCCUCAGCAAGCUGGUGGACAACUUUGCGUCACUCGACGGGGUCACGGGCGCGCAGUGCAUCCCGUUCAUGCAGGUAAUCCUGGUGCUGACGUCCGAUCUGGACGGCAGCCAGGAAGCCGACCAGCAGGUGCUGGCCCGGCUUCUGCAGGCGCUGAUCGAUCGGCUCGAGAUACCGACGACCAAGAUCUACCAGUUGGCCCACCGCACCCCGAAAACCGAGGUUCAGCUCGUCGUGCUGCGCCUGAUCGGUGUACUGAUGGGCAAAGUGAAGUCAAAGUCAUCUUCAUCGGCCGCUGCUGCAGCGGCUGCAGCUGCCGCCGCGGCAGGCGCUUCCACCUCCGUUAAUCAGGCCAUGCUGGACAACGCUUCGUUUGUGGCCCAAGCGACGGCGAAUGCGCUCAUGAAGAACAACGCCAUCCCGUACUGUCUGAUGAUCAUGGAAUCCUUUUUGCCGCACUGGAAGUCUUCGGCCACGGCGGUCACCGUCGACGAAGGGCUCGCUUCGACGGCAGCAAACGCCGCUGCUGCCGCCGCUGCUGCUGCUGCUGCCGCCGGGGCCAACGGUUCGGGAGGCAGUGCGAGCGGCGCCGGCUCCGGCUCCGGUGCGGCCGCUGGUGGCCCUUCAAACAUUCUGCUAAAGCCCACCCUGUACGGCAUCGCGCCCGACAUGCAGCCCUUCUUUACGCGCCCGUUCCCAAAGGGAUCGAGCGACGUGUUCGAGAUGUACGCCCAGGUGCUGACCGAGAUGGCGGUCCGGCUGCCGUACCAGAUCCUGAAGCUCUCGUCGGGCCACCCGUCAUCCCACGAGUGGUACCAUUCGCUGUGCGAGUACAUGACGGCCACGCUCUGCGAGUACAUGAUGUACAUGCAGUCGCCGGUCCUGCGCCGCCAGGUCCGCAAGCUGCUGCUGUACAUCUGCGGCAGCAAGGAAAAGUACCGCCAGUUGCGCGAUCUUCACUCGCUCGACACGCACAUGAAGGCGGUGAAAAAGUGCUGCGAAGUAGGCUCGAGCCCGGUUGCAACUGCCAACCACAGCACGCCGGCGCCGUCCACACCGAUCCUCGGGUACGACGCGCUGGUCGAGCUAACGGAGCACUUCCGCGCGUGCCAGGAGAUCGCUUCGAUCCGCACCGGGAACUGGCAAAAGUUCUGUGUCCGCAACGCCGACAUACUGUCGUCGCUGCUCAACAUUAGCUGCUGCCAGCUGGAGGAAGGUGUUUCGACGAUCAUCUUGCAACUGCUGCAGUCGGCCAUCUGCAACACCGCAGCCGUCGUGGUCGCCCCGGUUCCUUCAUUAGCAAAGUCCUCCGAUCCACUGGCCGCGGCAGGAAAGUCGUCCGCGGGGGGCGUUGUGGUGACGGUGAAGGAUCGCAAAGAUCGCGAUAAGUCGGAGGAGUCGGACACGAUGGUGGCACCAUCGGAGUCAAAGUUUGACCCGGCCCAGUGUGUGGCGCUGGUGGCCCAGAUCUUCAACCAGGUGGCACCGGCCGUGCUGAGCAAGUUCAUUCGCAGCUUCCUGCUGGAAACGAACUCGACCGCGAUCCGUUGGCAGGCCCACGCGCUCGUGUACGCGUUCUACGAGAACAGCGCCGAGCUGCACAAGGAAUCGCUGCUGCAGUGCCUGUGGGGCCUGUGGCCGUUGCUGCCGGCGUACGGGAAGCGGACGGCUCAGUUUGUCGAUCUGCUCGGCUUCCUGACGCUCAACACGCGCUCGCUAGCCGACCGGUUGCCCGAUUACACGGCGCAGGCCGUGUCCGUGUUGCGGCAACAGAACGAGCUACUGUCGCGCCACCCGAACGCCCCGAUCUACAGUGCGUUGGCACACGUGCUCGAGCUGGAGGGCUUCUACCUCGAGUCGGAGCCCUGUCUGGUGUGCAACAGCCCCGAGCUGCCGUUCGGCAACAUCAAGCUGUCGACGGUCAAGGUGGAUUCCAAGUUCACGACGACGACCACGAUCGUGAAGCUGGUGCAGAGCCACACGAUCUCUAAGAUCGUGCUGCGCAUCACGGACCUAAAGCGGGCCAAGAUGGUGCGCACGAUCAACAUCUACUACAACAACCGCACGGUGCAGGCGGUGGUGGAGCUCAAGAAUCGGCCGUCGAUGUGGCACAAGGCGCGCAAGGUUACGCUGCAGUCGGGCCAGACGGACGUGAAGAUCGACUUUUCGCUCCCGAUCACGGCCUGCAAUCUCAUGAUCGAGUACGCGGACUUUUACGAGACGGUGAGCGGCUCGAGCGAGAGCCUCCAGUGUCCGCGGUGUAGCGCGGUGGUCCCCGCGAACCCGGGCGUGUGCGGCAACUGUGGCGAGAACGUGUUCCAGUGCCACAAGUGCCGGGCCAUCAACUACGACGAGAAGGACCCGUUCCUGUGCCACUCGUGCGGGUUCUGCAAGUACGCCAAGUUCGACUACAGUAUCUACGGGCGGGCGUGCUGCGCCGUCGAUCCGAUCGAGUCAGCCGAAGAUCGGGCCAAAACCGUGCAGUCGAUCCACGCCUCGCUGGAGAAGGCGGACCGAUCGUACAAGGCACUGCAGAACAACAAGCAGAUCCUGGAGCUGCUCGUGCAGAAGGUGUCGGAGCACAAGCUCGAUCGGGCCCUGGACGAGUCGCUGAUCGGCGGAGCGUCGUCCGUCGGCAGUGGGGCGACCGUGGCGUCGCAGGUGAACCGCGUGAUCCAGUUGCUGGCCCAAAAGUACUGCGUCGAGUCGAAGUCGACGUUCGAGGAGCUGAGCAAGAUCAUCCAGAAGGUGCAGGCCUGUCGCAAGGAGCUGGUGGCGUACGAUCGCAGCCAGCAGGACGCUGUCCCGACGGCGACGGACGGCGGCGGCGUCGGUGCCGAUCGUCCGACGGUGGCCAUGAACAAGUGCUACGGCUGUGCCCUGGCGUCGACCGAACAGUGUCUGACGCUGUUGCGCGCGAUGGCCUCCAACAUGGCGUGCCGGGUGGGGCUGUGCAGCCAGGGGCUGGUGCAGGAACUGGCGACGAACAAUUUGCGACGCGGAACCACCCAGUUGCAGGACGAAGUGCGCCAGUUGCUGUGUCUGCUGACGCGCGAUCUGCCCGACGCCACCGGGGCGCUCUGUCGGCUGCUGCACGAUCGCGUCAAGAUGGCCCUCUCCGGCACGGUGCCCCUGGUGUCGCUCGAUGCGGCCGUACGGCACGAGAUGACCCUGCUGGAGUCAAUGGUCGGCCAGGAGGACAGCUGUUGGGAGAUGAAGCUGCGCACGGUGAUCGAGCUGUUUCUGCAGGCAUCGCGCGAUCCGCGCGGCCCCGCCACGGCCGUCAUCCACCCGUGUUUGCGCAUCGUGCAGUCGCUGAUCUGUCCACCGCUGGCGCGACCGAAGGAGACCACGGUUCAGCAACUGUGCACCGUGCACCCGACGGACGGGCUCACGCUGAGCUACGAGAAGUGGAUCGCGGGCGACACGAACCACACGUUUGCGGCCUGGAAAGCUCGGAUGCCUCCGGCGGCACCCAGGAAACCGGCGGCAGCGGCGGUCGCCAGUGCGACAGGAGGCACAUCCUCCUCGUCGUCUUCGUCGCCACCACCACCCCCAGCAGCAGCCCCAGCACAGUCCGCUCUCGGCGGGUUCCGAUCGGCCCUGGAGCAGCGGCGCAACGCCGUGCGGAAUGCGUAUCUGGUUGAAAAGUACGCCAAACGGUGGCGCCAACGAGCCCUCGCCAAGGGCGUCCCUCCGGCGCCGCUGGAACUGCAGGCGGCCACCUGGCUGCAGCCGAUCCUGUUCAACACCAACUCGCGGCUCGGUCGCACGAUGGCCUGCGCCCUGAUCGCGUCCCUGAGCCGUACGCCGGAGCGCAAGCGCGAGAUGCUCAAUCUGCUGACCGGCUUCCUGCGCUACGUCGGCGAAAGUGGCGAGGCGAGCGGCGAGUUCCUGACCGUCUACCGGCUGAUCGCGGACGAGUGCCCAUCGCGCCAGUACCUCGCGCUCAAGGGCGUCCUGCAGUUGCUGGUGCAGCUAGUGACGGUGGAGAUCGAAAAGAUCCACCGGCUCGAGGAGACCACACUCUCGACGGACCUGGCCCAGGGCUAUGCGCUCCGCCAGCUAGUGGAGCUGAUGGGCGUGUUCCUCGACAACGCGCAGAUCCGCAAGACGUACAAGGGUAAGCUGCUGGGGCCGGUGCUGCAGGGCUACCUGGAUCUGCGCAAGUUGAUCGUGCAGCGUACGCGCCUGAUCGACGAUGCGCAGGGUAAGCUGCUGGAGAUGCUGGAGGAAAUGACGACCGGGACGGAGGAGGAGACGGCCGCGUUCAUGGCGGUUUGCAUCGACACGGUGCGCCGCACGCCGACGAGCGACGUCAAGACGCCGGUCUUCAUGUUCGAGCGGCUCUGCUCGAUCAUCCACCCGGAGGAGAACGACGUGGGCGAGUUCUUCCUGACGCUCGAGAAGGACCCGCACCAGGAGGACUACCUGCAGGGCCGGAUGCUCGGCAACCCGUACCCCUCGAACGAGGCCGGCCUGGGUCCGCUGAUGCGCGACGUCAAGAACAAGAUCUGCAUCGACUGCGAGCUCGUGGCGCUGCUGGACGACGACAACGGGAUGGAGCUGCUGGUGCACAACAAGAUCAUUAGCCUCGAUCUGCCGGUCAAGGAGGUGUACAAGAAGGUGUGGCUGCAGGAGGGCGGCGAGCGGGACGCGAUGCGCAUCGUGUACCGGAUGCGCGGGCUCCUGGGCGACGCCACCGAGGAGUUCAUCGAGACGCUUAAUGCCAAGAGCCAGGAGGAGGUGGACAAUGAGCAGCUGUACCGCAUGGCCAACGUGCUGGCCGACUGCGGGGGGCUGAAGGUGAUGCUGGACCGCAUCGGCAGCCUGCAGAACGUGUCCAAGUCGCGCACGCUCCUGCAGGUGCUGCUGAAGCUGUUCUUGCUGAGCGUGAAGGUACGCCGCUGUCAGGAGGUUCUCUGUCAGCCGGAGCUGGGCGCCAUCAACACGCUCCUGAAGGUGCUCCAACUGUGUCUGCAGAGUGCCGAGAGCGACGCCCAGCAAUCGGCCGUCACGGAGCAGCUGCUCGAGAUCAUGGAGACGAUCCUGUCGAAGGCGGCAUCCGACACACUCGACUCGUUCCUGCAGUUUUCGCUCACGUUCGGUGGCCCCGAGUACGUGCAGGCGCUCCUCUCGUGCACCAACUGCGCCAACGUGCGCAACAAUCCGUCGGUGCUGCGGCACCUGAUCCGCGUGCUGGCCGCGCUCGUGUACGGCAACGACAUCAAGAUGGCGCUACUGUGCGAACACUUUCGCGUGGUGUUCGACUUCGAUCGGUUCGACGCCGAGCGGACGGCCGAGGAAGAGUUCAAGAUGGAGCUGUUCUGCGUGCUGACCACCGGCAUCGAGCACAACUCGAUCGGCGGUACGCUGAAGGACUACAUCAUGGGUCUGGGGAUCGUCGAUCGGGCCCUGGAGUACAUCCGGUCGCACGCGCCCUGUGUGAAGCCGACGCUGCUACGCACGGACUCGGACGAGCUGAAGGAGUUCAUUUCGCGCGCCUCGCUCAAGUACAUCCUGCGCGCCCUGACGGGGUUGGCCACGAAGCACGAGGCAACGCAGCUCGCCGUGGCCAAGGACAUCAUACCGAUCAUCCACCGGUUGGAGCAGGUCUCGAGCGACGAGCACGUGGGCUCGCUGGCGGAGAACCUGCUGGAGGCGCUCUGCACCGAGCUGGCCACGGCCAAGCGCGUGCAGGAGGUGCGCGAUUUCACGCGCGCCGAGAAGAAGCGGCUAGCGAUGGCCACGCGCGAGAAGCAACUGGACGCGCUCGGUAUGCGCACCAACGAGAAGGGGCAGGUGACGGCCAAGGGCGCCAUCCUAUCGCAGAUCGAGAAGCUGCGCGAGGAGACCGGCUUGGCGUGCUUCAUCUGCCGCGAGGGUUACGCGUGCCAGCCGAACAAGGUGCUCGGCAUCUACACCUUCACCAAGCGCGCCAACGUGGAGGAGUACGAAAUGAAGCAGAAGAAAACGAUCGGCUACACGACGGUGACGCACUUCAACGUGGUCCACGUGGACUGCCACAUGAACGCGAUCCGGCUGGCGCGAUCCCGCGAUGAGUGGGAAAGCGCCUCGCUGCAGAAUGCCAACACGCGCUGCAAUGGCCUUCUGCCGCUGUGGGGUCCGGACGUGAGCGAGUCCUCUUUCUCGUCCUCGAUGGCGCGCCACAACAACUACAUGCAGGAGUGUACGCAGCGCUGCGAGAUCACGUUCAGCAGCUCGAUGCACGAUCUGAAGCUGCUACUGUGGCGCUUCGCCCAGGAGAAGAGCUUCCACGAGGACGCCGGUGGCGGCGGUCCCCAGUCCAACAUGCACCUGGUGGCGUACCUGCUGUUCUACGGACUCUACACGCUGCUCUCGUCACGCUCGUACUCGCGCGAGGAGAUGUUUCUGAGCGCGUAUCUCCAGCAGCGCCCCUCGGAGCGGUGGCUCGAGGUUGCGUACGACGCCGAGGGCCCGAUCUAUCUGCUCACCAUGUCGCUGGCCCUGCACACGCCCGAACUGUGGGCUCGCUACAAGCUGGCGCACCUGCGGCGCCUCAUCGCCAUCGGUCACGCGCGCCACGUCAGCCCGAACUCGGUGUGCAAGUUCCUGGCACCGGCCGACAAACGCCCGAAGGACUACAGCGUCUACAAGCCGUACCUCAUGUUCUGGGCCCUCACGGAGCUCCUGUACCGGGACAGCUUCCGUGGGGUCGCCCCGCCCAAGGAGCUGGAGGACUGGCCCAUCUCGCUGUUCAACUACAUCCGCCGGAACGACGAGACGCUGCUCAAAUCGGCCGACAGCACGCUGCAAACGUUCGCCGAAGAGUACCUACCGUGCGCCUCGUUUGGCGAGUUCUGUGACGUGGCCGGUUUGCUCGGGGACAUCGACAACCCGGACGGGUGGAUGGAGGAGCUGCUUCAGGCUUUGCCGUCCCCAGGCGGGGGUUCGAGCAGCAGUGGCGCAGGCACCAGCAGCUCUAGUGGCACCGGUGCACCGGAAUAAAAGGGGCGCACUCUCGCGUACGGUCGAAAUCAUAAGCCCAGGUGCUUCGUCAAACGAAAUAAUCGCAAAAUUAUGUCUACGAAACAUUAUGAAAAUUACACACUUCUUCGUGCGAGCUUCAGCUCUCUCCCUUUCUUAGCUGCUGCACCGAUCGCACCGAUGGAGCGCUUUAACGCUGAAAUAUUUUAACCAUAACCAUGCGCUGUGUGGUGGGAACCUAUAGCAUAUUGUCAUAAACACUCAGCACUUAAUAAAUAU
Messenger RNA from Anopheles bellator, 17013 nucleotides. It is a transcript of the gene poe, whose product is annotated as protein purity of essence. The record is from RefSeq and is a predicted model, not a curated record. The transcript is spliced from 9 exons. Bases 1 to 16755 code for a protein of 5584 amino acids. Lineage: Eukaryota; Metazoa; Arthropoda; Insecta; Diptera; Culicidae. Gene Ontology annotation, molecular function: protein binding; zinc ion binding.